This is a messenger RNA of Penicillium argentinense, 4344 nucleotides long. Its product is annotated as DNA-directed RNA polymerase III core subunit RPO31. The transcript has 2 exons. Bases 1 to 4344 code for a protein of 1447 amino acids. Gene Ontology annotation, molecular function: DNA-directed RNA polymerase activity; DNA binding. Gene Ontology annotation, biological process: DNA-templated transcription. NCBI's taxonomy places the organism in Eukaryota, Fungi, Ascomycota, Eurotiomycetes, Eurotiales, Aspergillaceae. The record is from RefSeq and is a predicted model, not a curated record.
AUGCAGCCUUCCGAAGGUGCACAGAUCGACCUGGGCAAGGCCCAGGUCAUUGAUCGUGUGCCCAAAGUGAUUAAGGAACUGAAGUUUGGCGUACUGACGAACGAUGAUAUUGUUGGCCAAGCUGUCGUCGAAGUUUCCGACAGAAAGUUCUUCGACCUCGACCGUGACCGCGCGGUGGUUGCCCAUGGCCCUCUCGAUGCACGCAUGGGUAUUUCGAAUAAGACGGCGAUUUGUCAGACAUGCGGCUAUCAUCUCAAGGAAUGCAAUGGUCACUUCGGCCAUGUAAGACUGGUACUUCCGGCGUUCCAUGUCGGUUAUUUCAAGCGUGUGAUUGGGGUUCUCCAGGAAAUUUGCAAGGAAUGUUCUCGCAUCCUACUUCCGGAGGCAGAAAGACGUGCAUUUCUGCGCGAAAUGCGCCGCCCCGGGCUGGACAAUCUACGGAAGCAGCAGAUUGUGAAAAGAAUCAAUGAACGAUGCCGCAAGACGCGCGAAUGUGAACAUUGCAAUGCAGUUAAUGGUGUCGUGAAGAAAGUCGGCUCAAGUGCGCUGAAAAUCACCCACGACAAGUUCCGUGCGUUCAACGCAUCAGCUUCGGUGAAGAAGCAGCCGCCAAUGAGCAAGAUGGUCUUUGACGAUUCCUUUACCGAAGCCCGGAACUCGAACUCCGAGGUCGAAAAGCAUUUCAAGAAGGCGCAGGAUGAUUUGAAUGCCCUUCGCGUCCUGAAAUUGUUCAAAAAGAUCUCAGACAGCGACUGCGAAUUACUGGGCUUGGAUCCGAAGGAAGCUCGACCAGAGAUGUUCCUUUGGCAGUUCAUCCCUGCUCCCCCAGUCUGUAUCCGUCCAUCUGUUGGACAAGACGCUGCAUCAACCGAGGACGACUUGACUGCCAAACUCGGUGAUAUUGUCCAGAGCAACAUCAACCUUAAGAAUGCUUUACUGAAGGGCGCCCCGGUUCAAACCAUCAUGGAAUGUUGGGACUAUAUGCAGCUCCAGAUCGCAGUCUACAUCAACAGCGAUGUCCCCGGUCUCAACAAGGCAGAUCUCGGAAAACCCAUUCGUGGCUUCGUCCAACGACUCAAGGGUAAACAAGGUCGAUUCCGUGGUAACUUGUCAGGAAAGCGCGUCGACUUCUCGGGUCGAACAGUCAUCUCACCCGAUCCGAAUCUACGUGUGGACGAAGUCGCAGUACCUGAGCUCGUGGCGAAGAAUAUGACCUACCCCGAGGUCGUUACUCGGUACAACAUCGAAAAGCUACGAGAGCGCGUGCGCAAUGGAUCCACGAAGUGGCCUGGUGCCAACUAUCUCUACAAGAAGGGAUCGACCUUCAGAACCAUGCUGAAGUAUGGUAGUCUCAAGCACAUGGCCAAUGAAUUGCAGGAAGGCGAUAAGGUGGAACGUCAUAUUGAGGACGGUGAUAUCGUUCUGUUCAACCGCCAGCCAUCCCUUCACAAGCUCAGUAUUCUCUCUCACUUUGCCAGGGUCCGUCCGCACCGGACUUUCCGAUUGAAUGAGUGUGUUUGCAACCCCUACAAUGCCGAUUUUGACGGCGAUGAAAUGAACUUGCAUGUUCCGCAAACAGAGGAGGCUAGAGCAGAAGCCAUGGAACUGAUGGGCGUGAAAAACAACCUGGCCACCCCCAAAAACGGCGAGCCCAUUAUUUCUGCCAUUCAAGAUUUCAUCAGUGCUGCUUUUCUACUCAGCAGUAAAGACAACUUUUAUGACCGUGGCUCGUUCUCCCAGAUUUGUCUAUACAUGCUGGGCCCCCUAACACGAUUUGAUUUGCCACCGCCCUCAGUCCUUAAGCCGCAAAUGCUUUGGACAGGGAAGCAGGUUUUCAAUGUGCUGAUGCGUCCUAACAAGGACGACCCAGUUCUAGUCAAUCUAGAUGCUGCAUGCCGUCAAUUUAAGCAACCCAAGGACGGCCGGCCAAAGGAUCUUGAUCCAAAUGAUGCAUGGCUUGUUAUUCGCAAUUCGGAGGUCAUGUGUGGUGUCAUGGAUAAGUCUACCAUCGGUUCUGGUAAGAAGGAUAAUGUCUUCUACAUUAUGCUUCGUGAUUUCGGGCCUCCUGCAGCUGCCGAGGGCAUGAAUCGCCUGUCAAAAUUGUCGGCACGGUGGUUCACCAACAUGGGGUUUUCCAUCGGUAUCACUGAUGUUUACCCUAGCGAAAAGCUAAUUCAGUCGAAGAACGACUUGGUUGAAACUGCCUACGCCGCUUGUGAUGAAGUCAUUGCGAAGUACAAGGCCGGUACUCUGGAAAAGUAUCCCGGCUGUGAUGAGUUGCAGACUAUGGAGAACCAGCUGUCCGGUAUUCUUAGUAAGGUUCGACAGCAAGCUGGUGAUGAGUGCAUUGCGCAGCUCAGCAAAUACAACUCGCCCCUGAUCAUGGCUACUUCGGGAUCCAAGGGAUCCAGCAUCAACGUGUCGCAGAUGGUUGCCCUAGUCGGUCAACAAAUUAUCGGCGGACAGCGUGUCCUUGAUGGGUUCCAAGACCGGACCCUGCCUCACUUCCCUAAAAAUGCUCGACAGCCCCCUUCAAAGGGUUUCGUCCGAAACAGCUUCUUCUCCGGCCUCGAACCCACCGAGUUCAUUUUCCACGCUAUGUCUGGUCGUGAAGGUCUGGUCGAUACUGCUGUCAAGACUGCCGAAACCGGUUACAUGUCUCGUCGUUUGAUGAAGUCACUCGAAGAUCUUUCCUCACAGUACGAUGAUACUGUUCGAAACUCAUCAUCUGCCAUUGUGCAGUUCCAGUAUGGUGAUGAUAAACUGGAUCCGGUGGAUAUGGAGGGCAAGGCCAAGCCUGUCCAUUUCGAUCGGACGUUUAUCCACUCUGAAUCCACCACCUAUAACAACGACGAACGGAGUCUGCUGCCUAAGGAAAUCAUGGGGGUCUGCGAGGAAAUGCUCCAGAAGGAGCGUGUCAAGCUUUACCGCAAGGACUUGCUGGGCCGAGAUUUGGAAUACAUGGAUCGUACUGACAAUGGCAUCGAUCAGUUCGAGAGUGCGCGCGACUUCUUGGAUUCAAUUGAGCAAUAUGUCCAGACGAAGGCCGACAGACUUAUUUCUCGUGGUGGUGAUUUUGACCCGUCCGACGAGAGAAGCCGGAAAGGCUUGGAUCACACAGGUAAAUUGACAGAGACCACACUGCGAACGUUUAUCACCGCCUGCUUGCAGAAGUAUAAGAAGGCUCAAGUCGAACCUGGUCAUGCUGUCGGCGCGGUGGGUGCCCAGUCUAUUGGUGAACCUGGUACUCAGAUGACCCUGAAAACUUUCCACUUUGCUGGUGUCGCCGGUAUGAGUAUCACCCAGGGUGUGCCUCGAAUCAAGGAAAUCAUCAACGCCUCCAAGGAAAUCAGUACUCCGGUUGUUGCUUGCGAGCUAGUCACCAAGGAUAGUAUCGCUGCGGCACGUAUCGUCAAGGGUCGGAUCGAAAAAACCUACCUUCAAGAUAUCAUCCACUCAAUCACUGAGAAUUGGAAUGGGAAUGAAGCUUACAUCAAGGCCAAGAUCAACUUCAAAACCAUUAACGACCUCCAAUUGGAACUUCGGAUGCCUCAGAUUCUUGCGGCGAUCAAAAACCAUAAGCGAUUCAAGGGCGACGACCUCAAGUUCAGUGCCACUGGCCGGUCUAUCAAGGUCACGAUCGAUUUGGAUCCAAGCAGCAAGACAAACCUGUCUAAGACCGAAAUUUCGGCUACCAGCGCCGACCCCUUCCUUCGUCUGAAGCAUCUUAAGCGCAUCUUACCGACCAUUCAAAUUCUGGGACACCCACGCGCCCACCGUGCCAUCAUCCGGACGGAUGAGACUUCCACGAUCAACACCCUGCUGGUGGAAGGCUACGGUCUGCGGGAAUGCAUGACCACAGUUGGUGUUGACGGUCUCCACACCAAAACCAACAACGUCAUGGAAGCACGUGAAGUACUCGGCAUCGAGGCUGCACGAAGCACCAUUAUUACCGAAAUCAGCGAGGUCAUGAAGGACAUGGACAUUGACCCUCGUCACAUGCAGCUACUGGCAGACGUGAUGACAUACAAGGGUGAGGUACUGGGUAUCACCCGUUUUGGUCUGGCCAAGAUGCGGGACUCUGUCCUCCAGCUCGCUUCGUUCGAGAAGACCGCAGACCACCUUUUUGAUGCUGGCGGUGCUGGCCGUACCGAUCUCAUUGAGGGUGUUUCGGAGUGUAUUAUUAUGGGCAAGACCAUGGGAUUGGGCACGGGCGCCAUGGAGGUGGUGCGCAAGUUGAAUUUCUACGAGGGGCAAAUCGGUCCCCGAAAGACUGUCUUCGAAGAUGUCUGGUCUGAACUGAAUGAGGCGCCCGCAAAGAAACCCGCAAGGAAAGUCCGGUGA